Myripristis murdjan (pinecone soldierfish) is the source of this 4972-nucleotide messenger RNA. It is a transcript of the gene stard13b, whose product is annotated as StAR related lipid transfer domain containing 13b. Gene Ontology annotation, biological process: regulation of Rho protein signal transduction; actin cytoskeleton organization; signal transduction. The coding region runs from base 184 to 4170 and encodes 1328 amino acids. The record is from RefSeq and is a predicted model, not a curated record. Gene Ontology annotation, molecular function: lipid binding; protein binding; GTPase activator activity. NCBI's taxonomy places the organism in Eukaryota, Metazoa, Chordata, Actinopteri, Holocentriformes, Holocentridae. The transcript has 17 exons.
ACAUCCUCAUCACCUACAUCAGCUGAGGACUGCGGUGGCCAUUUUCCAGUUUCUGCCCCUGUCACGGACGGACAGUCGGACCAGAACUGUUUCGCUGCUAAAAUAUCUAAUGCAGAAGAUGUGAACUUUGGAUAUGUGCCAUAUAGGAAGACAGAGUUCUCAGGCCAUCAUAAGCUAGAGCUAAUGUCAAAUGGUCGUUGCAUCAGGCCUAUGGCAAAGGACUUGUCUGCCAUCCUCACUGUGACUCCCAAACCAGACUCUACCGAUCCCGUCCCCCCCUCUGAGGCCAUCCAUUCAGGCCAGAGAGCCCUGGAUCUGCCCCGCAUUGUAAAGCACAAGCCCAGCUCCAUCACCUUCUCAGACUACACCUGUCCAUCCGGCACCAACCAGCGCGACUUGGUCAACGAGAGCUCCGACGAUGGGGAGUCCCCGCACGAGCAUGACGGUGACGACGAUGGUGACGAUGACGACGACGAUGAUGAUGAUGAUGAUGAUGAUGAUGAUGAUGAUGAUGAAAAUGUGUUCCCAGAGCUGCCUCAGUGCAAAGAGGUCCUUGUCAGUCACAGACACAGAGGCAUGGGCAAAGACAAACUGAGGAGGAGAGGCAGCUCGAGUCCCCAGAAAGCCGAGAGCCCUCACAUCUCCAGCAGCUGUGGAUAUGAGGCUGAAGGGGAGGGCAGCAGCAGGGAGGAGGUUCCACAGGUCAAGUCCCCUUGGUCGGAGUCGAUGAACCAGCUGAUGAGAAAACUGGACCAGCUCAACCUCGACAUAGAGGAAGCUCUGAGUGCCAGCUCCUCACCCUCCCACACACCCUGCACCACCCGCAGGAAUCAGUGGGGUGCCGCUUCAAAGUCCACGUUAAACCAAUCCCUGAACAAUGAAGCUGUCCAAAGACCAGACAGGGAGGGAUGCCUGAGCCAAGACAGGUCCUCCACAGGAACAAGAGCAAGAACCAAGAAGACGAUGUUCAGUAAGAUGACGAAUGCUGGAGCAGAAAUUGAGGCGAAAGAAGCGUGUGACUGGCUGCGGGCGGCAGGAUUCCCCCAGUAUGCUCAGCUCUUUGAAGAUUCCCAGUUUCCCAUCGACAUCACUCCUGUGAAAAGGGAUCAUGACUUCCUGGACAAAGAUCUUGUGGAACCUCUUUGCAGACGCCUCAACACCCUGAACAAAUGUGCAUCUAUGAAACUUGACGUGAACCUACCCAAGAAGAAAAGUGAAGACUCCGAUGAAGAAGACCUGUUUGCUAUCAGUGACAAAUGGACCUUUGAGUGGAGCAGCCGGCGCUGGUCUCGGCUGCAGGACAUCGACUGCCUACUGGGAAACAACGGGGAGGGUCAGCCCUCCAGGGACGGCGUGCCCCUGAGGACCACUACCAGCAGUGAGAGUGUUUUGACGGACCUGAGUGAGCCAGAAGUCUCCUCUUUGCACAGUGAGAGCAGUGGAGGCAGCGGGCACAGGGGCCUCAGCACAGAGGACUCCGACUGCUCCAAUCGUACCUGCUCCGAUUCUGCAGCAAUGCCAGACUCAACCUCCCUCACCCUGCCUCACAUCCCCAAAGACAUUGGCCACUACGGCUCCCUGCCUGCUAAACAUGGCAGGUUAGGCCGCACGCGUGCCAAAGACUUCCUGAAGCGCAUGGAGACCCUGCGCUCCCGGGGAACGUUGGGAAGGGGUCGUAAGUCGUUGGUUAUCAGUGCUCCAGUGCUGCAGCAGGAAGCCCAGGCUCUGAAGACCCUGCGUUGUGUAGAGAUUAUAAAUGGAGAUGGCGGGGCCCCAGAACCACCGUCCAGCAGAGUCCUGCCCUCCCAGUCCAGCAGUGAGGGAAGCAGCCAUUCCAGUGGUAGCGCUGUCAGCACACCCAGCCUGAAGGAACGUAAGCAUUACCGGGCUGACCAUAAGCGCAGUGGCAUGUAUUUGGAGGACAUGGACAUCUUCUCGGGUACCCAGGUGAAGAAAGUAGCAGAACAAAACCGCAGGAAUGAGUUCUGCUCCUAUGAGGACCUGGUUGUUCACAUCCCCAAAGACCACAAGCCAGGAACCUUCCCCAAAGCACUAUCCAUAGAGAGCCUGUCGCCAACCAAUGGGGCCUCAAUCAGCUGGCACACAGGCAGCAUGCACAUGGACUCUCCUCUAAUCUCAUGCACCAAGGAAAACAGGCCUGUCACCCAGUGUUGCACCAGAGGCAGCCGCAUCAGCGUGUACGAUAAUGUUCCUGGCUCUCAUCUGUAUGCCAGCACUGGAGACCUGAUAGACCUGGAGAAAGAGGACCUGUUCCCUCAUCUGGAUGAUAUCUUGCUGCAUGUCAACGGUUUACAGCAGAUAGUGGACCACUGGUCUAAAAAUGUGCUACCUGUAGGGGACGGACUGGGGCAGGGGAACAGAGAGAGAGAAGAUACCGCAGGUCUCCAGUCCUCUAGUCAAAUCACGUUGGACUUUGAAGGGAAUUCUGUGACGGAAGGCCAGACCACCCCAAGCGAUGGAGACAGAGACAGAGUAUCGCUUGCUGAGACGGACUCUACAAGGCUCAGGGAACGGAGGGACUCUGGAGUUGGGGCUUCACUUACAAGACCCAAUCGAUUACGAUGGCCCAGCUUCCAGAUAUCCAAUCGCCUCAGCCACUCAGUAGCCUCCCUGCAGAUCACCAACCAGUCGGCAGGCCAGCUCAGUUUGCUGCAAAAGUUUUCUCUGCUGCGUCUUACCGCCAUCAUGGAGAAGUACUCCAUGUCCAACAAGCAUGGCUGGACUUGGUCUGUGCCCAAGUUUAUGAAGAGAAUGAAAGUUCCAGACUAUAAGGAUAAGAAUGUGUUUGGCGUACCUCUCAUAGUGCACGUUCAGCGCUCUGGACAACCUCUGCCCCUCAGUCUGCAGCAGGCCCUGCGGUACCUGAGGAGCCAGUGUCUGGACCAGGUGGGUCUCUUUCGGAAAUCGGGGGUCAAGUCUCGUAUUCAAGCUCUUAGGCAGAUGAACGAGAGUUCGCCAGACAAUGUGAACUAUGAGGAUCAGUCUGCGUACGAUGUGGCUGAUAUGGUGAAGCAGUUCUUCAGGGAUCUACCAGAGCCCCUGCUCACCAGCAAGCUUGGCGAGACCUUCCUGCACAUCUACCAGUAUGUGCCUAAGGACCAAAGGUUGCAAGCUGUUCAAGCAGCCAUCAUGCUCAUGUCAGAUGAGAACCGAGAGGUGCUGCAGACGCUCCUCUGUUUCCUGAGUGAUGUCACUUCCUCUGUGGAGGAGAACCAGAUGACUCCCAUGAACAUUGCCGUUUGUCUGGCACCCUCUCUCUUCCAUCUUAACAUACUCAAGAAAGACAAUCUCUCACCAAGGGCCAUGCAGAAGAAGUACGCCACUGGCAGACCAGACCAGAAGGAUCUAAAUGAAAAUCUGGCAGCGACGCAGGGCCUCGCUCACAUGAUCAUGGAGUGCAACCGUCUCUUUGAGAUCCCUCAUGAGAUGGUUACUCAGUCACGUAAUUCAUACGUGGAGGCUGACUUGCACGCUCCGACAAUCGAGGAGCUGUGCAAGCAGCUGGAGGAGGAUGAUGGAACCUACCAAACCCAUAUGGAGGGGAGACUACAGAACUUCCUCAAAGAGGCGCGGGAAAAGUCAAAAUACUGGGUAUCGUGUAGCAGCUCAGAUAACACAGAGCUCUACUACAAGAAGGUGGGAGAUGGGAACCCGUUGCGACGGUGGAGAGUGUCCGUCGAGGUGGAAGCUCCACCAUCAGUGGUACUGAACCGUGUGCUGCGAGAGCGUCACCUGUGGGAUGUGGACCUGCUGCAGUGGAAAGUGAGCGAAACGUUAGACAAGCACACAGAGGUGUUUCAGUACGUCCUCAAUCGCAUGCCGCCUCAUCCCAGCAGGGACUUUGUGGUACUCAGGUCAUGGAAGACAGACUUGCCAAAAGGUGCAUGUUCGCUGGUUUCGGUGUCCAUAGAGCAUGAGGACUGUCCUCCAAUUGGAGGGGUACGAGCCAUAGUUUUGGAGUCCAACUACCUGCUUGAGCCCUGUGGCUCAGGAAAAUCCAGACUAACUCACAUCUGCAGAAUAGACUUGAAAGGAAGGGCUCCAGAUUGGUACAACAAAGCAUUUGGUCACCUCUGUGCUGCAGAAGCCGCCCGCAUUCGCAACUCCUUUCAGCCGCUCAUCACCGAGGGUCCAGAGACCAAAAUUUGAUACUGUCACCAGUCGUGUCUGUCCAGCCUUGUGAUCAAGAUUGAGCCAAUUGAGCCAUAGCAGGCAGACACAGAUCAUGGACAAGGCCCCAGAACUAAAGCACGUUUUUUUGUUGUUGUUGUUUUGUUUUUUUUUUUUUGUUUUUUUUUUUUGGUGCCAGAGCACAGAUGUUCUGAAAAUGAUUUUGAGCUCCUCUGUACUGUUGCACAAUGACAAAAGAUCAUCAGACAUCAGACAUCUUAUAGGUGCUGGGCAUAAUUACCCAAUGGGAAAUUAAUCAUCCUGCCAAUGUCCUUAGCAUUAGGAAUGUAUUCACUUUGAUGUUGCUAUGCCUGUAUGUUAUAAUUAUUAUUAUCAUUAAUAAUAUUAUUGUAUUACUGUUGCCAUAAUCUACAAUGUCUAGGACAUUCAAGCUCUUAAACGCUUCUGGGAAGCAUGUAUAUUUUAUUCAAUUCAAAUUUAAAGCUAUAUUAAAUGUGCUGUACAUGCAGGUGUCUGUAUAUAUGUGUGAAUAUAUUGUACAUGCAAAUAAGAUGUAUAUGUUGUACAAAUGUGAAAGGAUUAAUAGUACAGACAUUAAUUUCCUAUAUAUUGAUUCUUCCAUGUGUCAGCUUUCUUGUAAUACAUUAUGGUACAAAAUUGUAAACUGGUUUUACUUUGCUUCAGUAUUGCUGUUUUGGAAAGGGUGUAAUUUUAUUCAACUCUGACCUUUAAUGGUUGUGAAAAAAAUGACUUAAGGUUUGACUUGAUCAUACCGGCUUUAGGGUACUGGAUUGUGCUGUCGAGUUCAGAGACAUCAUUU